AUGGGAAAGGAAAAGAUCCACAUCAACAUCGUGGUCAUCGGCCAUGUCGACUCCGGCAAGUCCACCACCACCGGUCACCUGAUCUACAAGUGCGGAGGAAUCGACAAGAGAACCAUCGAGAAGUUCGAGAAGGAAGCCGCCGAGAUGGGAAAGGGCUCCUUCAAGUACGCCUGGGUGCUGGACAAACUGAAGGCAGAGCGUGAGCGUGGUAUCACCAUCGACAUCGCUCUGUGGAAGUUUGAGACCAGCAGGUAUUACGUGACCAUUAUCGAUGCCCCCGGACACAGGGACUUCAUCAAGAACAUGAUCACCGGCACCUCUCAGGCUGACUGCGCCGUGCUGAUCGUUGCUGCCGGUGUCGGCGAGUUCGAGGCCGGCAUCUCCAAGAACGGUCAGACCCGCGAGCACGCCCUGCUGGCCUACACCCUCGGUGUGAAGCAGCUCAUCGUCGGAGUCAACAAGAUGGACUCCACCGAGCCCCCCUACAGCCAGAAGCGCUUCGAGGAAAUCACCAAGGAAGUGAGCACCUACAUCAAGAAGAUCGGCUACAACCCCGCCACCGUCGGCUUUGUCCCCAUCUCUGGGUGGCACGGAGACAACAUGCUGGAGGCCAGCGAAAAGAUGAGCUGGUUCAAGGGAUGGAAGGUCGAGCGUAAGGAAGGCGGCGCCACUGGCGUGACCCUGCUGGAGGCUCUGGACUCCAUCCUGCCCCCCUCCCGCCCCACAGACAAGGCCCUGCGCCUGCCCCUGCAGGACGUCUACAAGAUUGGCGGUAUUGGAACCGUCCCAGUCGGCCGCGUAGAGACCGGCAUCCUGAAGCCCGGCAUGGUCGUCACUUUUGCCCCCCCCAACCUGACCACCGAGGUGAAGUCCGUGGAGAUGCACCAUGAGACUCUGACCGAGGCCCUGCCCGGCGACAACGUCGGCUUCAACAUCAAGAACGUGUCCGUCAAGGAGAUCCGCCGUGGCAACGUGGCGGGAGACAGCAAGAACGACCCCCCCAUGGCGGCCGACAACUUCACCGCCCAGGUCAUCAUCCUGAACCACCCGGGUCAGAUCUCCCAGGGUUACGCUCCCGUGCUGGAUUGCCACACCGCUCACAUCGCCUGCAAGUUCAGCGAGCUCAAGGAGAAAAUCGAUCGGCGUUCCGGCAAGAAGCUCGAGGACAACCCCAAAGCUCUCAAGUCCGGAGACGCCGCCAUCAUCAACAUGGUGCCGGGAAAACCCAUGUGUGUGGAGAGCUUCUCCCAGUACCCCCCACUGGGCCGCUUCGCCGUGCGCGACAUGAGGCAGACCGUCGCUGUCGGCGUCAUCAAGUCCGUCGACAAGAAGCUCGCCUCGGGCGGCAAGGUCACCAAGUCCGCACAGAAGGCCGACAAGAAGAAAUGAAUUCUCCUGCAGGACGUCCAGCAACGAGCCACGUCCCAGCAGCGGCCCGCCGCGUCCCUCCUCCUCCUCCCCCUCCCGCUCCCCCCCCUCCCUCGCCACCCUGCACCGUCUCCUCUGAGGCAGAGCUCUCUACUCAAGGACUGGCUUAUGCUGAUCAAAACUCAUCGGAAAAGUUUCCGCAGGAAAGGAAGGCCUGUGCCUCUUAGGGGAAGCUAUGAUCGUAAUUGAGUUCACACCAAAACAAUAAAAAUCUUAAACAUUGCCAAAUGAA
Molecule: messenger RNA, 1660 nt
Organism: Pungitius pungitius (ninespine stickleback)
Lineage: Eukaryota; Metazoa; Chordata; Actinopteri; Perciformes; Gasterosteidae
Product: elongation factor 1-alpha
Exons: 7
Coding region: 1-1389 (462 amino acids)
Biological process (GO): translation; translational elongation
Molecular function (GO): translation elongation factor activity; GTPase activity; GTP binding
Source: RefSeq, a predicted model, not a curated record